GAGAAUAAAGAUUAUAAUGUUUGCAUACAGAAAUUUUUGGUUUUCACAUCUUCUGACACUGGGGCCAGCGAAAGGUUUAAUUAUGAAUUAUGAGCAUUUUUGGACAAGUCUUUUAAAAUGUGUUAAGAAAUUAAAGGUAAGAAGAUAAGUUGUGCGCAUGCGCAGCGGAAAUCGCAGCGGAAGAGGACAAGAGUAACGCUUCAACAAAAGCCUAGCCGGUACAGCUUCUUGAUGAAAAACUGUUUUGUUUAGAAUACUAUUCUGAUACAUUCUGCCCUAAAGAUGCCUUCCCUAGACAUACAUGUUAUGUUUACAUGAAUAAGGGGAAUCAGAGUGAAUAUGAAUAAGAUGGAGACGACGGACUCACCUGUUAUCACGUCUUUACAUCAGAGCGAUAAAAAUGAAAGGCAAUCUGAAAAUAAUUUAGACAGUAUUUCAGAGGUGGAAGAUCUCAUAACUCUCCCAAGAAUGGAAAGAGGUAAAGAGACAAAGCUGAUAGACAGUUCUUCAGAAGACAAUUUAAACCCAAAAUAUCAUCCUGUGGACAUUAAGAAAGAAGAGACUGUUGUGUUUGAUGUAUCAGAAACUGGUAAACCUUCGGAGGACAAUGGCCAUGAAGACUCUGGUGAAUUUGUUGUGGCCAUGUUAGCUCGAGGAAACCUGGAAGAGCAGGGUGUGUGCACAAAGAGAAUUUCAUCCCCUCUCUCAGAAACUCCCCUAGAGGCUUCUUCUCACUGGGACGAGGAUGUGACUGCAGAGAGCUGGAGACAGCACCGGAAGCAUGUUUUUGUUCUGAGUGAGGCCGGGAAGCCCAUCUACUCCCGCUACGGCAGUGAGGAAGCCCUCUCCUCCACCAUGGGUGUCAUGAUGGCUCUGGUGUCCUUCAUUCAGAGUGGGGACAAUAUCAUUCGUUCUGUCUACUCAGAUGAGCAUACAGUGGUCUUCAUGCAGCAGGGGCCUCUGGUGCUUGUCUCUGUCUCUAGCACCCGUCAGUCCGAGCAGCAGCUACGUAAUGAACUGCUUUAUGUCUAUAACCAGAUUGUGAGUAUGCUCACCCAAGCCAGCAUCACCCGCAUCUUUGAGCACAAGAAGAACUAUGACUUGCGCCGAUUGCUAGCUGGCUCAGAGAAGAUCCUAGACGGUUUACUAAACUUGGUUGACUUUGACCCUAGUUUCUUGCUCUCAGCCGUGCACUGUCUACCUAUUGCCUCUUCAUUCAGAGACUCUCUUAGCCAGAUACUUCAGAAAGCCAUCACUCCCAACCUAGUCUUCUCUAUCCUCAUUGCCAAGAAUCAGCUGCUCACCAUUGCGCAGGAGAAGAUGGUGAUUGAGGAUGCUAAGCUGGAUCCCUCUGACCUUCACCUCCUGCUCAAUCUUAUUGGUGCCUCCUCUGCGUUCCAGGCCGGUGAGAUCUGGACCCCAAUCUGCCUGCCCAGCUUUAAUCCUGACUGUUAUUUUUACACCUACAUAUCCUACCUGGACCCACCUGCGUGCACAGUGUGCCUGCUGCUGCUCUCCACGGACAAUGAGGCAUUUUAUGCAGUGGCAGAGUGCAAGAGGAAGAUUGAAGAAGCCAUGCAGGCCCAAAAUGCUUUGACCUCCAUUGCCAAAGCUCAGUCCUACAGUGUUAGUCAGGUGGGAGUGUCUGAUCUCCGUCACUUUAUGUACAAGCCUUUUGAUGUUCCAGACAACCACCAUCAGCUAACACAGUUCACCAGCCCAGAGAUGGAAGCUCCUUACGACAGUGAGGAGGAGAAGAUGAGGCUGCUGGACCUUUACAGAGAUAUGCAUGGCCGCAUACACAGCGCUUCACGCCCUCUUAAACUCAUCUACCGUGUGGCAGCACGAGAGACCCUGCUGGCCUGGGUUACAACCAAAUUUGAGCUGUAUACUUGCUUUAGCCCUCUUGUAACAAAGUCCUGUGCCAUCAACGCUAUUACGAAACUGCUGCGGUGGGUGAAGAAGGAGGAGGACCGUCUCUUUAUACGAUAUCCCCCGAAGUACUCAACCACACCCAAUGCAAGCAAAAGCUGAGAGUGGUGCUCAGUUGAACUCUGCUAAUAAUGAUGUCCUCUGUGUCAGAACUGACAAUCAGCACUCCGUUUCAGAUGGAUAUGGAUCAUGCUGAGCACUAAAUUCUGCCCAGUACCUCAGCAGCACAGGAGAAGUCUUUAUUACUUUUGUUAUUAAUAGUAAUGUUUGAAAUAUUGCAGUCCUAACUUAACAUGUCUUUGGAUGAUGGAAUCAAGUAGGUGCUUGAUUUCUUGAUUUUGUACAAAGAUUAUCGUGAAUCAAAUUAAUCAAACAUUAGGCUCCAUGUUAUCACUUUAAAAUGCUGAUGUUCCUUUAUUAGAACAGGAGCUGAAAAAAUGUGUUCUGUCUCCAUAUUAACAUUAAUUUAAUUUGAAUAAUUAAAUAGCGGCAUUGUCUUAAACCUUUUUCAUGUCAGUGUGUUCUAUAAAAUUGAGCUGUUUGACAGUUGGCUAGUUUGAAUAAAAAAAGAUAUUUUUAAAGAGACACCAGGAGUGGCCACUAGGCUUGUGUAAUAUCAGUGAAUAACAAUAUUAUUGUCCCUACAUGAUAUUAUAUUGCCAGGAUAUCCAGUGAUGUUUAUUGCACAGAGAUUAAAUAGGCCUUAAACGAAGUGUCAGAUCUAACACUUUAAAAUAAUGUUAAUGGUAAGGAUAAUUUAAAAAAGUGAUCAUUUUUUUUUCUUUUUGACUGGCACUUUCCUGCUCAACAUUGAGCUGCAAAAACUGAGAAAAUGUUGGCAGUGUGGAUAUUAGACAACUGAUAUUUAAAAGGAUUACAUUGAAAUGUGUGGUUUUUUUUUUUGGUUUUUUUUUGUUUUUUAGCAGUUUACUGCACAUUACUGCAGAAUCACUUGAAAAUACACCAUCCAGCUGAGUUUUUGUGAUUGCCACAGUUCCAAACUUCAUAGCUGGUAAUAAUAUUAUGCCUCCCCUACUGUUGUUAAACUGGAAAUUGUGGAAAUGCUUGUUUUCCUUUGUUUUUGUUUUUUUUUAGGUUAAAUGGUUCUGGAAGAUUGUGUUUGUCAUGCUACUAUAAAACGAAAAAUCAAGAUCAGGAAAAAUCAACAUAGCACGAGUCUAGUGGCCAACAUUUAAUGUAUUACCCUUGAAUUAACCUGUCUACUCCCAACCAGAUUUCCAAGACAAAAAAAAAAAAAAACAGAUCAAAAUCUCAGUUCUGUAAUUGGUGUUGUA
Molecule: messenger RNA, 3227 nt
Organism: Pangasianodon hypophthalmus (striped catfish)
Lineage: Eukaryota; Metazoa; Chordata; Actinopteri; Siluriformes; Pangasiidae
Gene: mon1bb
Product: MON1 secretory trafficking family member Bb
Exons: 5
Coding region: 340-2034 (564 amino acids)
Biological process (GO): vesicle-mediated transport; protein targeting to vacuole
Source: RefSeq, a predicted model, not a curated record